Messenger RNA from Saprolegnia diclina VS20, 1693 nucleotides. RefSeq lists its product as hypothetical. Gene Ontology annotation, biological process: protein ubiquitination; rescue of stalled cytosolic ribosome. Bases 67 to 1575 code for a protein of 502 amino acids. NCBI's taxonomy places the organism in Eukaryota, Oomycota, Saprolegniomycetes, Saprolegniales, Saprolegniaceae. The transcript has 2 exons. The record is from RefSeq and is a predicted model, not a curated record. Gene Ontology annotation, molecular function: ubiquitin protein ligase activity; phosphatidylinositol binding; ribosome binding.
GGCCAAUCGGAGCGCGCGCGCCUGGCACGAUGACGGCCGGCAAACGCUCUUUUCGGCCGACGCACGAUGCUGCCGACCAUCGAGAUGGUCAUCUCGCUGCACAUGCACGUGCGCGGCUACCGCGUCCUCGGCAAGACCGCGGAAUUUGAGAUUGCCUGCAAGGCCAAGUGCAGCACGGCGCCGCGGCUCGAGAUGACCGCGGUCGAGUGGAGCGUCUUCAAGACCAUCGAGGAGUUCCAGCUCCUCGACACGCGUUUGCGCAACGACGCGAUCUAUGGCAGUCGCAUGCGCGACGUGACCUUUGUGCCAUUGCACAAGACCAAGGUGUUCUUUGGCCAAGCCAUCAAGCCGUCGUUCUUGACAAAGCGCCAAGACGCGCUCGGCAAGUACCUUCGGCAGGUGCUCAGCAUCGCAGACAUUGCCGACUUUCACUCGGCCACAGGCUCCCAAGUGCUCGCGGACUUUUCACUCAUCCACGCCCACGUCGUCUUUGCCCACACCGAAUCGACGCACAAAGCGAAUCUUCCACUCGACGUCGCCGGCUCCGAGACGUCCAAAGCCGACGACAGCUACGUGGUCGAACCGCAUCUCGACAGUCACGAUGACUCGGCGCUCGACGACCCUCCGCCGCCGACGACAACGACAUCGACGACCAUCUCGGCGAGCCGUGAGUCUGCGUCUUCAGACGACGUGGCCGACGACGAGCUUACGCAGGCGCAGCAGGAAGAGCUGCAAGCGCUCAUUGUGCAGCGCAUCCAGGAACACACGGACGUCGAUGUGCUCAAGCAAUUUCAAAAGCAAGCACGACGCUUUGGCCGCGCCGCCGCCGACGCAGCGGACGCCGAGGGCCACGCCUUCUAUGCGUUCAUGCUGCGCGUCUUUGGCCGCGAAUUCUGCGCCUGGCUAGUCCCAAGCCUCGCCCAACUGCUUGCAGACCCGAUCAAGAAGCGUGCGCUCCGCAAUGUACUGCAGGCCCAUGACGAGACACCGACCGUGGUGGUGGUUGCCGCGGCGCCCCCACGUCCACGCCCUGCCAGCGAGGCCAUUCUCUCGACACCGCCGCCGUUCCCGACGCGGCCACAGCGAUCGCGCCCGGCGAGCAUGAGUGGGAAAGAGGUUGUCGCCAAAGUCCGCGAUCUUGUCGACGGCGACGAAGAGCGCGUGAGCGAGUUCAAGGCCAUGACCAAGGAGCUUCGAACGAGCCGCCUCUCGGCGUCCGAGUACUCGGACUAUGUGGUCUCAGCGUUUGGUCCGCGCCAGUCGCAAGAAGUGCUGGUCGACGUGGCCAAUGCAAUGACCAACCCGCACGUUCACGAAGAGCUCACGACUGCAAUCGAGGUCGUAGAGCAGCAGUCGGCGCUGUCGUCGCUGCGGGCGACGAUGCGCCAGCGCCGCAACAGCCGCCGCAUGAGCCUCGAGCGCAACUCGUCGUUCAUUAGCCGCCGCUCAAACUUGAGCAGCGUUGAGGUCGAGGAGGAAGACGGCACCGAGUCGGCGGAAGACGUGCCCUCGUCGCACCGCGUGCUGAAUCGGCUCAAGCACCAAGGCGCGGUCAACUUGAUGAACUUCAAGUAGUAUAUAAUGCACGACCACCAUAGCGGCGUAGGAGACAAAAGAAUGAUGAUGUGGAUAUUGACACAGAUGCUUCUUACUUACGGCGCCUUCUUGAACUCGACGACGUUGUACUGACGCA